AUGAAAGCGGUUGACUUUCACAAAUAUCGGUUCAAGGUGUCUAAUAUCUUCAAGACUUUGUUACCAACAUUGAACAAAGGCUUUAGGUCAUACGGAGUAUGUUUGAUUGAGUUUGGUACUUUUAUCGUAUUUGGAAUAUACUGUGGUGGUUAUUUUUACAAUCAGGAUUACCAUGAGGGUAAGUGUUUAUUGGUAUUUCUCGAUGUAUCUCAUAUAUAUCUUCAAUUUAAAGUUUUAUUUUUUUUCCAAAAUUAUAAGUCCAAGUCUAUGAUAAUUUGAUUUUGUUUUUCUAGGAAUGUACAGUAUAGUGGUAUCAGUAAUCUACAUAACCGGAGUUUGGAUUCAUGUUCUUGGAGUACAUUACAAUUCCAGGCACUUGUUACUGAUCCAUUGUUACACUUGCUUUCUUCUGUCAAUAUAUCAGUUAUUUCUUCUGAUUUCGAUCGUGUUACUCGAAUUGUACUUCAACCUACUACUACAACAACCUCACAUACGACGGAUCUUUUUACUGACUGGAAUGCAAAUGACAUGUUCGAUUGUGUUAGGCUUAAUCUUUGGAAUGUCCAGUUAUAUCAGGGCCAGAGAGGUGCGAGACUUCAAGAUGUUCCGGAAGAGAAUAUUGUUUACUCUUACGACGUUCGGUAAGUUAUGCAAGGUAUCUCGUAGUAAGUUACUUAAAGGUACCUUGUAGAAUUAAAAAGUAUUCAAGUUAUCUUGUAGUAGAUUUGUGCCAAAAAUGAAUCAGGCUAUUUACAGUAAUGUAAAUAGCCUGAUUUGGUGCUUUAUUUUCAAGAUUACCGUACUGCUUUGAAAUAGCUAUUGCAAUAUAUUGUACUUUUUAAACUUUAAACCCAAAAGUCUAAAAAUAGAAGUUGCAGAUGCCUACCUGACCUCGUCCAUGAACCACAACCUCCCCAAGUACGCAGUUCGAUAUGCUCAUUGA
This is a messenger RNA of Bursaphelenchus okinawaensis, 943 nucleotides long. NCBI's taxonomy places the organism in Eukaryota, Metazoa, Nematoda, Chromadorea, Rhabditida, Aphelenchoididae. The record is from the annotation of a GenBank genome assembly.